Aspergillus bombycis is the source of this 1689-nucleotide messenger RNA. RefSeq lists its product as uncharacterized. The transcript is spliced from 2 exons. The record is from RefSeq and is a predicted model, not a curated record. Lineage: Eukaryota; Fungi; Ascomycota; Eurotiomycetes; Eurotiales; Aspergillaceae. The coding region runs from base 1 to 1689 and encodes 562 amino acids.
AUGGAGGUCUCCGGCUCUAAACGCCGUAAAACAAACGGGUUCGCGUACCCUCAUGUUCCAGCCACCGACAUGGAUAUAUUUCCUUGUGAAACUCCGGAUGAUCCGUUUUCGAUCCGGCUAGUGCCUUGUAUGUAUAUCCUAGCUUCUGAUCCACAGCUAGCUAGAUGGCUCCUUGGUGCUAAUCAAAGUAUAUUUAUUGUAGAUUCCCCGUCUAAAGACAGGUCGAAAGCGGAUACGUUUCGCGCGGAAUCAAUUACAAGUGUCGAUCAGCACAAUGAACGGUUCGUCAGAAGUCACCACCCCACUCUAUCCUCCAAGAAGAGAGUAUGGGUCUCGGAAUCCGGUUUCGGUGAGGCUGUAUGGCUCGUCGACUCGCCUAUUACUGGCGUCUAUGCAGGUGGACGACCCAUCCACUACUAUCCCGGGGAUCAUUGGGAGUAUAUUCCCAUGGGAAUUCUCACUCCGAGAUCCCCUGGUAAAUACAAUCAGCACUUUGAUCGAUACAUCAACCCAAGGCGACUCCUGAGACCCACUGAUCUUGACAGCCUUCGAGAACUGUUUCCAGAGGCUGUAGGUGUCGAGGUACUUAUUGCUGGUUUUAUGGUCGUUCUUUUCGAGCAUAUGCAAUAUGUGCACCAUGCGUACACUCAGCUUUGGCCAUUAGAGCUAGCCGGUCUCCGCGUAUACUUUGAUGUUGCCCGCUAUCAGCUGACAGCAACUCCCAUCGAAUCUGGCCUGGGUGUGAUUGCCGAUGUGGAUGGGCAGCACGACACUCGUGCAGGGUGCCUUGGACUCAAGGUCCAGCUGCAGAAUGGUUCCUGCGCCAUCACAGCCGUAACGCAUGGGUUUGUACAUUGCCCGGGGGAUUCGACACCGGCAAAUAUGAUGCAUUUGUUUCGGAUAAUGGUUGACAAGGCAAAAAAGUCGUUGAUGCGAUAUCUGCCCGUCAAGUUCGGCGAGGGCGAUGGUCCCUUCAUCGUUCCCAAAGGAGUGCUUACCAAUAACCCCGUGGGAAGAGAUGCGUGGCUUGCCUCUAAUAAUAAGAAGCUUGGAACCAUAACGCGCACGUAUGACCAGCCAAGCUAUAUCAAACCAUACCCAGCAGGGUACAGUCACGACCUCUCUCUAAUUUCUGACCCUGCGCUCCCAGAUUUAGUCAGCCCACCCGGCUAUCCAUCAAUAACCGGGUGGGCAGAUUACUCUGCUGCCCUCGACGGACAAGAGGUGUAUGUGGUCUGCCACCAGACGAACGUUGGGAGAUGGCGAAUGAUCAAGGGUAACUUGGAUUCAACCCUUUUCACGAGAGCUGCAGUUCUAGGCACAGGAUACACAUGGAACAGAGAGGAUAAGUCUCAAAAUGCGUUCUUACUGUGGCACACGGGUGCGGAGUACGCACCAGCUGAUGGCUGGUCGGGGGCCCCUCUUUGUCUUGGUCGGCCAUCGGAUACGGCCGCGAAAGCGGUGGUCUUCCAGAAUUUUCAGCAACCUUGCCUCCUUGUCAGUCAGCCCGAGGUAGACAAACAGGAUGCCAUGAUCAAAGCGGGCUUUCUUCUCCCACAAGACAUAAAGAACUCAACCAUACUUAAUGGGGAGAUCGAAAAUCCGAACAAGCCAUUCAACACACUGCCAGCGGCAAACUGGAACUUGGAUGAGCUCGAAUCUCGACGACGCAGUUUCUCUGCGAUUUAG